Messenger RNA from Coccidioides posadasii C735 delta SOWgp, 4052 nucleotides. RefSeq names its product bifunctional endoribonuclease/protein kinase ire1 (gene IRE1). The record is from RefSeq and is a predicted model, not a curated record. NCBI's taxonomy places the organism in Eukaryota, Fungi, Ascomycota, Eurotiomycetes, Onygenales, Onygenaceae. Gene Ontology annotation, molecular function: RNA endonuclease activity; ATP binding; protein serine/threonine kinase activity. Gene Ontology annotation, biological process: mRNA processing; protein phosphorylation; intrinsic apoptotic signaling pathway in response to endoplasmic reticulum stress. Gene Ontology annotation, cellular component: IRE1-TRAF2-ASK1 complex.
CUUCUUCUUUUCCUUUUUCUUCUUCUUGUUCUUCUUGUUCUUCUUCUUCCUCCGCUAGUUCCACAGUUAAAUUCAAAACUGCUCCGUUCAAGCCCACCGAAUCCAUAAAUCUACGCUUCUCCGCGUACAAUCGCCACGUAGCCCGCUCUCCGCCGCAUCCCAACCCCAGAUACUCCACUCUCUCUCUCUCUAUACAUAAUUAUCUCUCUAUACAUAUAUCUCCAUAUCACUAUCUCUCUCUAUAUAUAUCUCCAUAUUGCCAUCUCUCUCUCUUCCCUAUAUAUCUCACUAUAACUUCCCACGACUGAUGUCGUCGCCCUGCCCCCUGCGGUUCAUCUAGAGACCGGCCAUUCCCCGCCCGCAUUGUUGGCCUCUCACCAUGGUGUGGCGCCUACGCCGGGCCCGCACCUCUCUCCCGGCCGGCAUCGCCAUCUUCCUCCCUCUCCUCGCAGCUCAGCAGCAGCUGUCCCUGGCCGUCUCCGCCCCUUCACCGUCUCCCCCCUCCUCAUCCUCCUCCCUUCGUCAAGAUGCCCGCCUCCACCCGCACGUAGACAUCCUCCCCGACACUCCCGCCUCUCCCUCCGACCUCGUGGGGUCGUCCUCCACCGAUGCGAGCGCCCUCGCUACUUUGGCUCUGGCCGCCUCCAACCCGGCCGUUCGAGCACCGCCUGUGCAGAUCAGCAGCCGGAACAACCUGGCUCUGCAGCUCCAAGCGCGAUCUCUGCAGGAUUGGGAAGUCGAGGACUUUGUCCUGCUGGCGACCGUCGAUGGAACCAUCCACGCGAGGGACAGGAAGACCGGUGGCCCCCGAUGGGCCCUCGAGGUCCCCAGCAGCCCCAUGGUAGAGACCAUCUACCACGCCGCCGCCGCUGCCGCCUCCUCCUCCUCCCCCAACGGCACCUCCGGCCUCCGCCGCGAUGACGACUUCAUCUGGAUCGUCGAGCCUACCCGCGACGGGAACCUCUUCGUCUACAACCCCGGCCCCAACGGCCGCGGCCUCCACCGCCUCGGCCUCACCGUCAAGAUGCUCGUCGACGAGACCCCUUACUCCGGCUCCGAUCCCCCCGUCACCUACACCGCCCGCAAGGAGACCACCCUCUACACCGUCGACGCCCGCACCGGCGCCAUCCUCCGCGUCUUCAGCUCCCGCGGCUCCACCCCGCCCGACCAGACCUGCCGCCGCCUGAACGAGUUCGGCUCCAUCGACGAGGGCGAGUGCGAGUCCACCGGCACCCUCACUCUCGGCCGCAUCGAGUACACCGUCACCGUCCAGGACACCGACUCCGGACUGCCCAUCUGCACCAUCAAGUACGCCGAAUGGGCCCCCAACACUCGCGACGCUGACCUCCAGAGCCAGUACUUCAGGACCAUGGACGAACGCCACAUCUACAGCAUGCAUGACGGCGUCAUCUUCGGCUUCGACCACUCCAAGGUCGACGGCCGCCGCUACACUCAGAAGUUCUCCUCCCCCGUCGCCAGGGUCUUCGACGUCGCCCGCCCGCUGACCAUGGAGACCCCCGACACCCCCCUCGUCCUCCUCGCACAACCACCCCCGGACGACGACUACAGCGCCACCGGCAUCGAAGGCCGAGAGGCCCGCGUCUUCGUCAACUGCACCGAAACCGGCGGCUGGUACGCCAUGUCCGAACUCAGCUACCCGCUCGUGACCGGUCGUGCCAAACGCGCAGAGGGUUACAACGCUCGAUUCCACCCGAAGGAUAAGGGUCUCACGAGCCUCAGUCUCUCCCAGCAGAGGGCCGCCCUCGUCGGAGUCCAUUCUCUCGCCCGUGCCUCCAACCACUUCGAUCGGACGGUGCCCAGCAUCUCCGGUCCCCCGGCGGACCGCUCGAACGACACUCCUCGCGAGCUCGUGGAGGAGCAGCCCGAGAAGCUUCCCGCGCCGGCAACGCCACGCAUCAACAGCGUCAUCAUCCAGAAGGGCUGGGACAACGCUGUGGAUAUCUUCGUCACCAUAAUCCUACUGCUCAUCGGAGCCUUCGUCUACCUCAACAGUCGUAACAUCCAGGAGCUCGCCAAGCAGAAACUCGACCUCAAGAACAUCAUCUCUCUGGAUACACCAGCGCCACCAGCAACUCCUACGUCGAUAUUGAAACGGAGCCCCCGGCAGCAACCCAUCGACGAUCUACGUCCGGAGCCCUCUGAGCUGCCGGCGAUCGAGAUCGAGGCGGAAGAUUCGGUGUCGGAAACCGUGCCCGUUGAACGCUCCGUCACUCCACGCCCCGCCACCCCAUUCAACGAAGACCCCGGCGCCGCUGAGACCGUCGACGAUAACCCUUCUCUCCUUCAGCCACAGGGCACUCCUCGUGUUAGAAUAGUGGAAAAUUCGAACGAAGACGACGUUGAUGAGGUUGACGGGCCCGCCGCCAGAUCUCCCGAGAAGAAAAGUAAAGCCAGGCGUGGUCGACGCGGCGGUCAAGCGCACAAGCGAAGGAAAAAGCCCGCACCCGCCAACGAGGAGGACCAGAACCCGGGAGACGAGGCAACCCCCCGCAGGAACCAGGUGCCAUCGCAGUCAUCGCUCCGCGCGGAGCUGUCGAGGACAAGGACACAGUCUACAGAAAUGCUCGAGGCCGAUGGAUCGAUCCGGAUCGGCCAGCUCAAAGUUUACACCGACACCGUCCUCGGCCACGGGAGCCACGGAACGGUCGUGUACAAGGGUUCCUUUGACGGUCGCCAUGUCGCCGUCAAGCGCAUGCUUGUCGAGUUUUACGACGUUGCCGCCCACGAGGUCGGCCUGCUCCAGGAGAGUGAUGACCACAACAACGUUAUCCGGUACUUCUGUCGCGAGCAGACCGCCGGAUUCCUGUACAUCGCGCUGGAGCUCUGCCCCGCCUCCCUGCAAGAGAUCGUGGAAAGGCCGUGGGACUAUCCGACUCUCAUCACUGGCGAUUUAGCACUGCCGGAUAUCCUUCGCCAGAUCACCGCUGGUGUCCGCUAUCUCCACUCCCUUAAGAUCGUUCAUCGUGAUCUAAAACCGCAGAACAUCCUGGUCGCCGCCCCAAAAGCGCGCCGCGGAUCUAGCGUCCUUCGGUUGCUCAUUUCAGACUUUGGUCUUUGCAAGAAACUAGAAGAUAACCAGAGCUCGUUCAGGGCUACAACCGCUCAUGCCGCUGGAACGUCUGGCUGGCGCGCUCCGGAGCUCCUCGUUGACGACGAGAGUCCGGCAAAUCCCGCUAUGUGGUCGAACAACAGCAUGGAUUCGUCAGAACCCGCCGUCGUAGACCCACAGACAAACCGUAGAGCAACCCGAGCCAUUGAUAUCUUUUCUCUCGGUUGCGUCUUCUACUAUGUCUUGACCCGUGGCGGCCACCCCUUUGACAAGGAUGGCAAGUUCAUGCGAGAAGCAAAUAUUGUCAAAGGAUAUCAUAAUCUGGAUGAGCUGAAACGUCUUGGGGACUAUGCUUUCGAGGCGGAGGACCUGAUUAGAAAGAUGCUCUCUCUCGAUCCGCGUAGUCGGCCCGAUGCCACCACAGUCAUGAUACACCCCUUCUUCUGGUCUCCGGCAGAGCGACUCAGUUUCCUAUGCGAUGUGUCCGACCAUUUCGAAUUCGAGCCGCGAGACCCGCCAUCCCCCGCACUAAAGUGUCUCGAGUCCGUCGGCGGCAAUGUCAUGUAUCCAGAUAUGGACUUCCUCAAAUCCCUUCCCAAGGACUUCAAAGACAGCCUUGGCAAGCAACGAAAAUACACUGGCAGUAGGAUGCUCGACCUUCUGCGUGCACUCCGUAAUAAACGCAAUCACUAUAACGAUAUGCCAGAGAACCUUAAGGCACAUAUCGGUGGCUUGCCAGAUGGCUACCUGCAGUUUUGGACCGUGCGAUUCCCCAGCUUGCUGAUCAACUGUCAUUGGGUGAUCACGAAACUGAAUCUGAUGGAUACUGAGAGGUUCAAGAGGUAUUUCACUCCUCCGGAGUAGAGUUUAAGUCAUAGAAGCGCUUUUAUAUACACAUAUCUUCCAGACGUGCACCGUGCGGAUUGAUAUGCCAGGAAAUACAUGUUACGUAGGUUAAAAUUUUCCCUCUGGUAUUUUCCAU